Physcomitrium patens is the source of this 939-nucleotide messenger RNA. The record is from the annotation of a RefSeq genome assembly. NCBI's taxonomy places the organism in Eukaryota, Viridiplantae, Streptophyta, Bryopsida, Funariales, Funariaceae.
AUGAAUUGGUUUGAAGAUAAACGGCGAUUCGGUGGAUUAAUUGGGGCUUUUAUUGAAAAAGCUACUAAAGGCUACAUUCUUAAUGAACGAGAAAGGGAUAAAUAUAUUAAAAUUGAUACUACCAAAGGAUUAUGGACUCGAUGUGAUAGUUGUGAAAAUAUGCUUUAUGUUAGAUUUUUAAAACAAAACAAGCGUAUUUGUGAAGAAUGUGGAUAUCAUUUGCAAAUGAGCAGUAUAGAAAGAAUUGAACUUUUAAUUGAUCAUGGAACUUGGCAACCUAUGUAUGAAGAUAUGGUUGCUCGAGAUGUUCUAAAAUUUUCUGAUGAAGAUUCUUAUAAAAAUCGUGUUAUUUUUUAUCAAAAAAGAACUGGUCUAACUGAUGCUAUUCAAACAGGUAUAGGAAAAUUAAAUAAAAAUUUAGUUGCUCUCGGAGUUAUGGAUUUUCAAUUUAUGGGUGGAAGUAUGGGUUCUGUAGUAGGUGAAAAAAUUACUCGUCUUAUUGAAUAUGCAUUCAAAGAAUCUCUACCAUUAAUUAUUGUAUGUUCUUCCGGUGGAGCACGUAUGCAGGAAGGAACACUAAGUUUAAUGCAAAUGGCUAAAAUAACAUCUCUUUUACAAUUUUAUCAAGUUAGAAAAAAAUUAUUUUACAUUGCUAUUCUUACAUAUCCUACAACUGGUGGAGUUACUGCUAGUUUCGGUAUGUUAGGAGAUAUUAUUAUUGCUGAACCUAAAGCAUAUAUUGCAUUCGCAGGUAAACGAGUAAUUGAACAAACCUUACGUCAAAAAAUACCUGAUGGUUUUCAAGUAGCUGAAUCUUUGUUUUAUUCUGGGUUAUUGGAUUUAAUUGUUCCCCGGACUUUUUUAAAGGGAGUUUUAGGUGAAAUAUUUGAACUUUAUAGUCUAGGUGUUUAUAAAGAGUCUAAUAGUUAUUUGUUUUAA